Molecule: messenger RNA, 2283 nt
Organism: Salvia hispanica
Lineage: Eukaryota; Viridiplantae; Streptophyta; Magnoliopsida; Lamiales; Lamiaceae
Gene: MAX2
Product: RNI-like superfamily protein
Biological process (GO): SCF-dependent proteasomal ubiquitin-dependent protein catabolic process
Cellular component (GO): nucleus; SCF ubiquitin ligase complex
Source: RefSeq, a predicted model, not a curated record
AAGAUAAAUGGAGAGUAUACUACAAAAAGAAAAGAGUGUUAGAAAAUUAGCACACUCACCAAUCGACAAAAAAAUCUCGAUUUCCACGGCCAUGGCCGCCGCCGCCGCCGGGACCACCAUCAGCGACCUCCCCGACGUGAUCCUCUCCAACAUAAUCGCCGCCGUCUCCGACGUCCGCAGCCGCAACUCCGCCGCCCUCGCCUGCCGCAAGUGGUGCCUCCUCGAGCGCGCCACACGCGCCGCCGUCAGCCUCCGCGGCAACCUCCGCGACCUCUUCAUGGUCCCCAACUGCUUCCCCUCCGUCUCCGCCCUCGACCUCUCCCUCCUCUCCCCCUGGGGCCACCCCCUCAGCUCCGCCUCCGACCCCGCCCUCAUCGCCCACGUCCUCCGCCUCGCCUUCCCCUCCCUCUCCUCCCUCACCUUCUACGCCCGGAACCUCUCCACCAUCCAGCUCGUCGCCUCCCAGUGGCGGGGCGCCGAGCACGUCAGGCUCGUGCGCUGGCACCAGCGGCCCCAGGUGGCCGCCGCGGGAGACGAGCUGAAGAUGCUCUUCUCCGAGUGCGGCCGCCUCAGAUCGCUGGAUCUCUCCUCCUUCUACUGCUGGACCGACGACGUUCCGCCUGCGCUCGAGGCUUACCCUUCCCUGGCUUCGAAUCUCGCCCGAUUGGAUGUCCUGAAUCCUUCGUUCUCCGAAGGAUUCAAAUCGGAUGAGAUCAAGGCCAUCACCAAAUCCUGCCCCAAUCUGAUUGAAUUCAAAGCUGCGUGCAGAUUCGAUCCGAGGUAUAUCGGCUUCGUCGGAGACGAAGCCCUAAUUUCUGUUUCGAUGAACUGCCCCAAAUUGGGGGUUCUUCAUUUGGCCGAUACGUCCACUCUAUUGAACGCGCGCGGUGACGGAUUCACCGCGGAGGAUGCGAGUAUCAACGUAGCUACCUUGAUCGAGGCCUUCUCCGGUCUGCCAUUGCUGGAGGAGUUGGUGUUGGACAUCUGCAACAAUGUUCGGGACAGUGGUGCAGCGUUUGAAGUUCUCAAUUCGAGAUGCCCUAAAUUGAGAUCACUCAAGUUAGGGUUUUUCCAUGGGAUCUCGAUGCCUGUAGAGUCGAAAUUGGACGGAGUGGCGCUUUGCCAAGGGCUGAAAUCGCUGUCGAUUCGGAACGUCGGGGAUUUGGAUGAUAUGGGUUUGAUCGGGAUAGGCAGAGGUUGUUGUAGAUUGGCUGAGUUUAAGAUCCAUGGCUGCAGCAAGAUCACAAUGAGAGGGAUGAGGACUCUGGCUUCCUUGCUUCGGAAAACUCUCGUUGAUGUUGGAGUCUCCUGCUGCAGCAACCUCCCCGCCCGCCAGUGCUUGAAGGCGUUGGAGCCGAUACAAGAUAGGAUCCAACGCCUUCACAUCGAUUGUAUUUGGGACUCUACACAGGAGCUUGGAGAUGAUUCAGAUGGAGUUGGUUUUGAUCUUAACUGCUCGGAUCAAGAUAACGGUUUUGAUGAUGAUGAUGGAAUGAGUAAAGCGAGGAAGAGAUGCAAGUAUUCAUACGAUUUGAAUAUGGAAUUGGAUGUUAACAGCAACGGCUAUGGAAACAGUGCGAGGACAUGGGUUAAGUUGGAGUACCUUUCACUGUGGAUUGCAGUGGGGCAGCUCUUGACACCUCUGGUGGAGGCAGGGCUCGACCACUGCCCGAGUCUCGAGGAGAUUCGGAUCAAGGUGGAGGGCGACUGCCGCGAGAUGUCGAGACCGAGGGAGCGCGAGUUCGGGCUGAGCAUGCUUGUCAACUAUCCCAAGCUGUGGAAGAUGCAUUUGGACUGCGGCGACACCAUUGGGUACGCCCACACGGCGCCUUCCGGGCAGAUGGAUUUGAGCCUGUGGGAGCGGUUCUAUCUGAUCGGGAUCGGCCACCUGAACCUGACGGAGCUCGACUACUGGCCCCCGCAGGACCGGGACGUGAACCAGAGGAGCCUCUCCCUUCCGGCUGCGGGACUGCUGCAGGAAUGUUUUGGGCUUAGGAAGCUUUUCAUACAUGGGACUGCACAUGAGCACUUCAUGAUGUUCCUGCUGAGGAUCACAGAGUUGAGAGAUGUUCAGCUGAGAGAAGACUAUUACCCGGCACCGGAGAAUGAUAUGAGCACGGAGAUGAGGGCGGACUCCUGCAGCCGCUUUGAGGCUGCUCUUAAUCGGCGGCGGAUUUCGGAUUGACUGUUGUGGGAUGAUGUAUUUUUCAUUUUUAACAUCACUUGUACAACAGAUUUUGCCAUUUUGAAUAACAUGGUGGGAAGAGGCUACUGUUUCAUUCA